UCGAGGGCGCCAGAUAAGAAGGUGCGCAUAUAAUAAAAGACCAUCAUCGCAUCCCUGCGCAAGUUAGGGUUUGUCAGCUGAUUAGUCACUAGCCUGCGCUUUUCACCUUUUUUUUGCUGCUUCCGCCAUUAAUCUAUCUUCAGAGAUUCCACAAAUGGGAAAAUGGAUCGGUUCUUGUAAUUCUGGGACAAAUGGUUUCAAGCCAGGGAAAGUUGAUGCAGAUCAAAGAUACUCCUGGAAGUACCAACGCAGGAGGAACCAGGCCAAGUCUAAAAACAGAAUAGCUUGCUGUGAGAUGCAGUGACACCUGUCGUCAGAUGCUAAGAUAAGGCCAGUGGGAUUCCAGUCUAAGACCAAGUGAGAAGGUUGAUUCAUACUUUCUAUUUUCCAGCUUCUUCUUCUUAUUAUCAUCCAUCCAACCAGCUCAGUGAAAUGGUACUGCAGAACUUACAUGGAGUGCUUCUUAGAAAUACAUGAAGUACAAACGAAACUGGACAAGUAUGCUUCUGGUAUUUUAAGGAACUGUAGAUUCUGCAAAACUUAAUGUACGCAGAGGGCGGACCUCCACUCAAUGAUAAGGUUGCUCCAUUGUGACCUUGUGGUUGCGGGUUCGAAUCAGGAAAGAGCCUCUUUAUGAAGCGGGGGUAAGGCUGUGUCCACUAUGGCCCUCUCCAGACCUCAUAGUGGCAUGAGGCUUGUGUACUUGGGUCUUAUAUCUUACCCCAAAUUUGAUAUAAGGAAAAGAAGCAAUGUCUGAAGAGGAAAGGCAACUGAUAGAGGCUUAUGAUGAUCAUUCAGAACAGAGAUCCUUGUCAUUGGAUGAUACAAGCAGCACUGAGGAAUCACCAGGAGAAACCAGGCUGUUACUAGAAAAUCCCAAUGAUGCAAUUCCAUACAUUGGCCAACGAUUUGGAAGUCAUGAUGCUGCAUAUGAGUUCUAUACCGAGUUUGCAAAGCGUUGUGGUUUCUCAAUCCGUCGCCAUCGAACAGAGGGAAAAGAUGGGGUUGGCAAGGGACUUGCAAGACGAUAUUUUGUCUGCCAUCGGGCUGGCAACACGCCAGUGAAGGCUUCAAAUGAGAGUAAACCCCAAAGAAACCGUAAGUCAUCAAGAUGUGGGUGCCAAGCUUAUUUGCGGAUCAGCAAGAGCAUGGACUUGGGGGUCCCUGAAUGGCGUGUCACAGGAUUCUCAAAUCACCACAAUCAUGAGCUCUUGGAGCCCAACCAAGUCCGUUUCUUGCCUGCAUACCGUACCAUAUCAGAGGCUGACAAGGACCGCAUAUUUAUGUUUGCCAAAACUGGCAUCUCUGUGCAGCAAAUGAUGAGGCUUAUGGAGCUUGAGAAGUGUGUGGAGCCUGGGUACUUGCCAUUCACUGAGAAGGAUGUUAGGAAUCUACUUCAGUCAUUCAGAAAAGUCAAUCAGGAAGAUGGAAGCAUUGACCUCUUAAGAAUGUGCAAAAACAUCAAGGACAAGGACCCCAACUUCAGAUAUGAAUAUACCAUUGAUGCAAACAACAGGUUAGAGAACAUUGCUUGGUCCUAUGCUUCAUCCAUCCAGUCAUAUGAUAUCUUUGGUGAUGCGGUGGUGUUCGAUACAACGCAUCGCUUGACUGCCUUUGACAUGCCACUUGGGAUCUGGGUUGGCAUGAAUAACUAUGGCAUGCCUUGCUUCUUCGGCUGUGGGCUCCUGCGAGAGGAAAAUAUGCGAUCCUUCUCAUGGGCAUUGAAGGCAUUUUUAGGGUUCAUGAAUGGGAAGGCUCCACAAACGAUCCUGACCGACCAAAAUAUGUGUCUCAAAGAAGUGAUAGCGAUUGAAAUGCCAAGUACUAAACAUGCACUUUGCAUUUGGCUUAUUGUGGCAAAGUUUCCAUCUUGGUUCAAUGCUGUUCUCGGAGAAAGAUAUAAUGAAUGGAAGAAUGAGUUCUAUCGGCUUUAUAAUCUGGAGACGAUAGAGGAAUUUGAAUUGGGGUGGAGAGACAUGGUCAAUUCAUUCGGGUUACACACCAAUAGGCACAUUUCUAAUUUAUUUGCUUUACGAACACUUUGGGCACUACCCUACUUGAGAAGCCAUUUCUUUGCAGGAAUGACUGCAGCCAACCAGUCGAAAUCUAUCAAUGCCUUUAUCCAACGGUUCUUAAGCGCACAAACUCGGCUAGCACACUUUGUGGAACAAGUGGCCGUCGCCGUUGACUUCAAAGAUCAAGCAGGUGAACAACAAACAAUGCAGCAGAAUCUUCAGAACAUUUGCCUGAAAACAGGAGCCCCCAUGGAAUCACAUGCAGCUGCAGUACUUACACCAUAUGCUUUCUGUAAGCUCCAGGAACAACUUGUCUUGGCUGCACACUAUGCUUCCUUUCAAAUGGAUGAUGGUUGUUUCCUUGUGAGACACCACACAAAGUUGGAGGGAGGACGCAAAAUAAUUUGGGUUCCACGGGAAGGCAUUAUUACUUGUAGCUGCCAUCAGUUUGAGUUCUCAGGGAUUCUAUGCCGGCAUGCCCUUCGGGUCCUCUCAACUGGAAACUGUUUCCAGAUCCCAGAGCAGUAUUUACGACUUCGGUGGCGUCGGAUUAACACAUCACCUACAAAACUUCUCCAGAUUACUCCAAGUGAUCAUGCAGAACGCGUUCAGGCCUUGCAGUCUAUGGUAUCAACUCUUGUUACAGAAUCUACCAAGACAAAGGAACGGUUGGAUCUUGCAACUGAGGAAGUUUCCAUCCUUCUGUCUCGCAUAAAGGAGCAGCCGGUUUUGACACAAGGGUUAAGAGCCAGUUUAUUGUAAAUGGUGGUAGCUAGGGAGGGAGCUGAUCAAGGAUCUAGUCAUUGUUGGAUAACAUUUUAUUCAUUUUAUAUGCAAUCAUAAUUACACAUUUAACUUAAUCCAUGUGUCUAUCUAUAUGUACAUAAACAUUUAUGUGAAAGGUUUAGUACUUGAGUAUCAAAA
This is a messenger RNA of Macadamia integrifolia, 2939 nucleotides long. RefSeq names its product protein FAR1-RELATED SEQUENCE 11-like. The record is from RefSeq and is a predicted model, not a curated record. Gene Ontology annotation, biological process: regulation of DNA-templated transcription. Gene Ontology annotation, molecular function: zinc ion binding. The transcript is spliced from 8 exons. NCBI's taxonomy places the organism in Eukaryota, Viridiplantae, Streptophyta, Magnoliopsida, Proteales, Proteaceae. Bases 750 to 2777 code for a protein of 675 amino acids.